Molecule: messenger RNA, 1032 nt
Organism: Stereum hirsutum FP-91666 SS1
Lineage: Eukaryota; Fungi; Basidiomycota; Agaricomycetes; Russulales; Stereaceae
Exons: 3
Coding region: 1-1032 (343 amino acids)
Source: RefSeq, a predicted model, not a curated record
AUGGCACACAUCCUUCCAAGGGCGCCAUCUCCGAGUCACUGGGCCUACGAGACACCUUCCUCCACGGAGGCGCACUCGGACGGCGGUUCAUCUCAGCCGGAGGAGAGUCGCAGCCAGUCACCCGUCAGAGACUCGGAUACCUGCUCAGCGACUACCGCCGCUUUGUUAGAGCAGCUGGCGACAGGGUACCGGGAACUAUGGGAUCAGGCGCUAGACGUCUUGGUCGCCCACCAUGCCUUCGAGUCGGAACAGGGGCGGAGGGAUGACAUGCUUAUGGGUGAUGCUUCUUCACUGUCCGAGUCGUCUCUGGCUGAAGUCAUCGGGAAGAUAAACAUUCAGCUGGACGACGCGAAGCUAUCAGCCGAGCGCCCUUCAGCCUCUGUGAACCUCGACUUACGCGACCUCCUCGCGUUGAAAGAGAAGUGUCGGAUGGCUUGCUACGCUGUACUUUCCGGGACUAUUUUCACCCAGCAAGACCUCGCUCAGAGGAUCGCCAGCGUGGGACAGGAGAGAUCUAUAGGAUGGGCCAUGUAUGAUGACGCCACCGUGGCCCACGAAGAUGCGGACAUGGACGGCUUGGAGAGCGAGCUGGAAGUGUUGAAUAUGCUACGACGCCGUCUGCAUGAGGGUGCACUGCCAAUUCUUCCCUUCCGCCACGAAGCAGUGCAGAAGGCCGAAGAGUCGGUUUUACCAUUGAAUCCCGACAUAUCACAGGCCUUUAGCUCCUUCGCUCAUCCAUGUGUACCCUUGGCUCACCAACCGAUUCGUUGCACCUCUCCCGACGUUCUUCAGGAGGAAGGCAAACCCGCCGCCUUUGCUGCCGAUCAAGAUUUCAAAGACUGGAGGCUCUAUAAAGCUAGGUUUCCCGGGAUCCUUCGCUCCGGGACUGGGUGCAGCCUUGCUUCGAGCGCACGGUCACGGUCCUUGGAUAGUAUAACCUACGUACUUCGUAGUCGGCAAACGACUCAGACCGAAUGGGAUGGAAAGAUGAGGGCCGAAGGAUUGGAUAGUCUUACGGAGCAAGUGAACUGA